UUGGCGAGCAGACGUUUGCAGAGAGAGGACCAUGAGAGCAGCAGCCAUCUCCACGCCAAGGCUGGACAAAAUGCCAGGAAUGUUCUUCUCCGCAAACCCAAAGGACUUGAAAGAAACUGGUCAUUCACUUCUGGAUGACAAAACGCAAAAAAGGAGGCCAAAGACAUUUGGAAUGGACGUGAAAGCAUACCUGAGAUCUAUGAUCCCACAUCUGGAAUCUGGAAUGAAGUCUUCCAAGUCGAAAGACAUACUUUCUGCUGAUGAAGUAAUGCAGUGGUCUCAAUCUCUAGAAAAACUUCUUGCCAACCAAACUGGUCAGAAUGUGUUUGGAAAUUUCCUUAAGUCUGAGUUCAGUGAGGAGAAUAUUGAGUUCUGGCUGGCUUGUGAAGACUAUAAGAAAACAGAAUCUGAUCUUUUGCACUGCAAGGCAGAGAAAAUAUAUAAAGCAUUUGUACAUUCAGAUGCAGCUAAACAAAUCAAUAUUGACUUUCGCACUCGAGAAUCUACAGCCAAGAAGAUUAAAGCACCCACCCACACAUGUUUUGAUGAAGCCCAAAAAAUCAUAUAUACCCUUAUGGAAAAGGACUCUUAUCCCAGGUUCCUGAAAUCAAAUAUUUACUUAAAUCUUCUGAAUGACCUUCAGGCUAACAGCCUAAAGUGACUGAUUCCUGACUGAAGAGAAUUAAAAGAUGGCAUCAAGGAAGGAAGGAACAUGCCAGUGUGGUUGCCUGGGUGGACAACUUGGCUUGUUUUGGGUGACUUGACAGGCCCAGGGGAGGAACAAGUGACACAGAAUGGAUUACCAAGGAAGUUAUCCAGAUUCAGGGUUGAAAAAAACAUAAGAUGAAAAUUGAGAGACUCUAGAAGAAAAGCGUUACCGUGGUCCUGUCAAAAAUACAGACGACCUUCGCAUUAGAAAAUCCCUCAAACUGAAUAGGUCAGGUGGCUCUGGUGACACAAACUGUGAAUAAAAUUUAUGGGACUGAUUACAACAUGCUGUAAGCUUCAAGGUCAACUGACAUGCUAUGUAUACUUACAUAUAGAUUCUAUAGAGCUGCUGAAAUCUCCCUAACUUGGCGACUCUUCCAGAUAUCACUGUUGUUAUUUCUGAGAAAGGUUAUUUUAUGUUGUUUUGUUUGAGUAUAUUUGACUUGGAAGUGAUGAAGAGAACAUUGUAUUUAACUUAAGCUAUUGCUCUUAAAACUAAGAAGCCAGAAUAUAUUUGUAAAUUAAGUUAUCAUAGUGUCAAUAAUAAAUUUACGUUUUGUAUUAAAAGUA
This is a messenger RNA of Sciurus carolinensis (gray squirrel), 1278 nucleotides long. It is a transcript of the gene Rgs1, whose product is annotated as regulator of G protein signaling 1. NCBI's taxonomy places the organism in Eukaryota, Metazoa, Chordata, Mammalia, Rodentia, Sciuridae. The transcript is spliced from 5 exons. The coding region runs from base 32 to 661 and encodes 209 amino acids. The record is from RefSeq and is a predicted model, not a curated record.